This is a messenger RNA of Dermochelys coriacea (leatherback sea turtle), 2944 nucleotides long. It is a transcript of the gene PARP6, whose product is annotated as poly(ADP-ribose) polymerase family member 6. Gene Ontology annotation, cellular component: intracellular anatomical structure; nuclear envelope; endoplasmic reticulum tubular network. Gene Ontology annotation, molecular function: protein serine/threonine kinase activator activity; kinase binding; NAD+ poly-ADP-ribosyltransferase activity. Lineage: Eukaryota; Metazoa; Chordata; Testudines; Dermochelyidae. The record is from RefSeq and is a predicted model, not a curated record. Gene Ontology annotation, biological process: endoplasmic reticulum unfolded protein response.
AGUAUCACAUGACUCCAGCCUGGAGAGGCACUGAGCAUGGGCGAAGCCAUAUGGCUCGCUGUGCUGUGCACUAAGUGAAACAACAAAGCCAGGAGGGGCAGCCAGCCGACAAGCCUUUUGUUUUCUUCCACUCAGCAUCCUCGGCCCCCCCUUUUUGUCUGCUCCCCUGUGGAGAGAGGCCAGCCAUCCCCAGCCCUGAUCCCUGGCCCAGCAGCACUUCCUCCCCAGCCUGGCAGCCUCCCAGGGCCUUUGUGGCUGCGGAGACUUGACCGAAGGAAUCACCGGCCAGCAGCGUUUGGAGCAGCACCCGAGCCCCCGCUGCACAGCGCUGACGUAACCACGGUGCUGGCUGCCUUUUAGAGGCCAGGGACUCGGUUGCCUGGAAACAGCAGAAGAUACUCUCCAGCCUGGAUCUCAGCCCUGACGUCAAGGCCUGACGCUGCCUGGAUGCCUGGCUCGCUCUUUCCAGGCCGCCUGGUGUCAUGGAGGGGAGAGGCCUAGCCUGACGGAGGAGUGCCCAGGAACCACGAAGCAAAUGGACAUCAAAGGCCAGUACUGGACUGAUGAUGAUUCAGAUGGAGACAAUGAGUCGGAAGAAUUCCUCUAUGGAGUCCAAGGGGACUGCGCGGCGGAUCUGUAUCGACACCCGCAGCUGGAUGCUGACAUUGAGGCGGUGAAGGAGAUCUACAGUGAGAACUCUGUGUCUGUCAGAGAAUAUGGGACCAUUGACGAUGUGGACAUCGACCUCCACGUCAAUAUCAGCUUCCUGGAUGAGGAGGUGUCGACGGCCUGGAAGGUCCUACGGACCGAACCCAUUAUCCUGAGGCUGCGGUUCUCCCUCUCCCAGUACCUGGAUGGACCUGAGCCAUCAAUCGAGGUUUUCCAGCCGUCUAAUAAGGAGGGGUUCGGAUUGGGUCUUCAGCUGAAAAAGAUCCUGGGAAUGUUCACGUCCCAGCAAUGGAAACACCUCAGCAACGAUUUCCUGAAGACCCAGCAGGAGAAGCGGCACAGCUGGUUCAAGUCGAGUGGCACGAUCAAGAAAUUCCGAGCGGGCCUCAGCAUCUUCUCUCCCAUUCCCAAGUCUCCCAGCUUCCCCAUCAUCCAGGACUCCAUGCUGAAGGGCAAGCUGGGGGUGCCAGAGCUCCGCGUCAAUCGCCUUAUGAACCGUUCCAUCUCCUGCACCAUGAAGAACCCUAAGGUGGAGGUGUUCGGCUACCCCCCCAGCACCCAGGCAGGUGUCGCCCCAUUCAACAUCCUGGUCGGCGGCCAUUGCAAGAACAUCCCCACACUGGAAUAUGGAUUUCUCGUCCAGAUAGUGAAGUAUGCAGAGCAGCGGAUCCCCACCCUGAAUGAGUACUGCGUGGUGUGCGACGAGCAGCACGUCUUCCAGAACGGAUCCAUGCUCAAGCCGGCUGUGUGCACGCGGGAGCUGUGCGUCUUCUCCUUCUACACCCUGGGGGUGAUGUCUGGCGCAGCGGAGGAGGUGGCCACGGGAGCAGAGGUGGUGGAUCUGCUUGUGGCCAUGUGUCGGGCUGCCCUGGAGUCCCCACGCAAAAGCAUCAUCUUCGAGCCGUAUCCCUCUGUGGUGGACCCCAGCGACCCCAAAACACUUGCCUUUAACCCCAAGAAGAAGAACUAUGAGCGUCUGCAGAAGGCCCUGGACAGCGUGAUGUCAAUCCGGGAAAUGACCCAGGGCUCGUAUCUGGAAAUCAAGAAGCAGAUGGACAAGCUGGACCCUCUGGCACACCCUCUCCUGCAAUGGAUAAUCUCCAGUAACAGAUCUCACAUUGUCAAGCUGCCUCUCAGCAGGCAGCUGAAAUUCAUGCACACCUCACACCAGUUCCUUCUGCUGAGCAGCCCCCCAGCCAAGGAAGCCCGGUUCCGCACAGCCAAGAAACUCUACGGGAGCACCUUCGCUUUUCAUGGAUCUCACAUUGAGAACUGGCAUUCCAUCCUACGCAACGGGCUGGUCAAUGCGUCCUACACCAAACUGCAGCUGCAUGGAGCAGCCUAUGGCAAAGGCAUCUAUCUGAGCCCCAUCUCCAGUAUUUCCUUUGGAUACUCAGGGAUGGGGAAAGGACAGCACAGGAUGCCCUCAAAGGAUGAGCUCGUCCAGAGAUAUAACCGAAUGAACACCAUCCCUCAGACUCGAUCCAUCCAGUCCCGGUUCCUGCAGAGUCGGAAUCUAAACUGUAUAGCACUUUGUGAAGUGAUCACCUCGAAGGAUCUCCAGCACGGGAACAUCUGGGUGUUGCCCGGUCUCGGACCAGUGUCCUGCACCCGCUUCUUCUUUGUGUACGAAGAUGGACAAGUAGGAGACGCCAAUAUAAACACUCAGGACCCCAAGAUCCAGAAGGAAAUCAUGCGCGUGAUUGGAACUCAGGUCUACACAAACUGAGGGGCACCUGCGGAGCCCACACUAUUCACACGGGGAGCCGCUCCCCCUGGCACAGGCAGAGAGGAGCUGGGUGUCUGAGGCUGCCAAAAGGAGGAAUGAAAACACUGGCUUCAGGAAGGAAACAGAUAGGCGUGGGGGUGGAGUGAGGGCCUCAGCAUCUCCUGGCAGCAGGACUCUGCCGCUUCAAGCCAGCACCACAUCUGGAGGACAAUGGCUCCGUUGCCACAUCUGGGAAGCAGAGGUGCGACUGUGAGUCAGGUUUCCCAGCUUGUUCCCAUGCUGUCCUGUGCCUAGAUGUAUAGCAGAGAGCGUGGCCAGGGCGGGCUGUUGAUAUUUUCCCAUUCCCCCCCCGCCCUGAUCACCCUAUAUCCGAGCACUGAGCAGGAGCCUUGGGCACGUCCUGCCUCAUGUGCCUGCCCUGGACCUGGGCCUUGCCCCUGGGCACAUGGCCGUUCUCAAGUUUACAGCAAUGACAUUUUUAACAACAAUAAAAACAAAGCAAAAAAAAAUGAUUUUAGCUUAUUAAAGUUCUUAAAAAACUGUCCC